This is a messenger RNA of Daucus carota subsp. sativus, 1246 nucleotides long. RefSeq lists its product as uncharacterized. The record is from RefSeq and is a predicted model, not a curated record. Gene Ontology annotation, molecular function: actin binding. The transcript has 7 exons. Lineage: Eukaryota; Viridiplantae; Streptophyta; Magnoliopsida; Apiales; Apiaceae. The coding region runs from base 614 to 1057 and encodes 147 amino acids.
UGAAAAUGCUCCUAACUGGGUGGAGUUCGAUAAGUUAAGUUCACAAUAUUUUUUUAACUCAAACAACUUCAAUUUAGAAAAAGUAACUUAUAUCUCAAUGUAAUAUUUAGAUCAAAUUCCAUUAUCUAACUCUCCUCGGACUCACUCGGAGUCGAACUCUAUACUAACCGAACACAUUUCAUGUUUUAGAUCAGGAAUCAAGGAAAUCAAAAUCGUCACUUCUCUCCCUGCCGCCAGUUCUCCAGGCCCCAAGGAAUAUAAAUGCAGACCAACAUUCAAUAUAAAUUUCAAAGCAAUUUGCAUUACCCCAGAAAGAGAUGAUUAGCGUUGAAGCUAAUACCAUUUGAAGAUGCAUUGACCCGUUUCAUAACCUGUAAAGAAAGCCGAAUGUGGACCAUUUAUACUAUAUUAUGAUGCGUUAUUGGAUCCAUUAUACUGAAUAUUACUACAACACACAUUCGAUUUGUGUGAUCAAGUAUGCUUGUGGGGGGAGUCAUUUGGGCCUGGGUCGGCUGGUGCACUAAAUGAUUUGAGUAUCAGUUCCAGUUUUUGAGGGAUUUGGAUUAUAAUGACUACUUGAUCUCAGUUCUUUAGAUUUUAAGUUUUAAAAGAAAUGGACCGUACUUUUGUGAGUAGAACCUGGGACAAGUGGGCAUCGCACUGUGUAGGCUCUUCUGGUCAGGCAUUGAAAGCUGCUAUGCUUGUUAACUAUGAUCCAACUGGGCCUUCUCGCUUAUUGUCGACCAUUGAAGAACAAGAAGGAAUAAAAGCAGAUCCAGUUGAGUUGAGUCAAUUUAUUAACUUUAUCAAACGGAAUAAUCUUCAGAGUGAGAGCUUCUAUAUUGAGUCAAAUCAAUAUGUUGUAACGUCAAUAUUUGAAAACUGGUUUUCUGCAAGAUGCAUGAACACGUCAAAUCAUGCUGGUGAAGGUGCCAUUGUGAUGCAAACAGCGGCAUUCCUCCUUGUGGCAUUAUAUGAUGGUUCUAUUGCCUCAGCGUCUCGUGCGAUGGUUGCUGUUGAUCAAUUGUCUUGGCAAUUGGGCCGAAAAAAUCUUUAACUGAUUUUCGGAGAUAGUACGUUUUGGUUGUAGAUCACUUGGAGAGUCAUCUAACCUUAGGCUUUGGUAAUAUGUUACAACCUUUCUUAGUGCCGAUGAUUUACAUUAAGAAUGAUGAGUAUCUUUAAAUUGUUUCCGCUUUUACUGGAGGUUGUUCAUUAUUUGAUAAGUUGUGAGUUUAUUUGUUUC